Aspergillus candidus is the source of this 1413-nucleotide messenger RNA. Its product is annotated as 3-deoxy-7-phosphoheptulonate synthase. Gene Ontology annotation, molecular function: 3-deoxy-7-phosphoheptulonate synthase activity. NCBI's taxonomy places the organism in Eukaryota, Fungi, Ascomycota, Eurotiomycetes, Eurotiales, Aspergillaceae. Gene Ontology annotation, cellular component: cytoplasm. The coding region runs from base 244 to 1335 and encodes 363 amino acids. The record is from RefSeq and is a predicted model, not a curated record. The transcript has 3 exons. Gene Ontology annotation, biological process: aromatic amino acid biosynthetic process.
UUUUUUUUUUUUUUAUUGAUGACUCCUCCCGAGCGAUCACUGUUUCCCUGAUUGUCAUCAUCUAUUAUUCUUUGCUCUCUCUCAAAGUUGUUUGUUUCCCUUGGUCAAACCGUGAAUUGCUCGUAUCUCCCUUGCGUGCAAGAAAUUCUAUAAGAGAUCCCUCUCUUCCCAUCCUCGUCCAUCGCAUCCAUUUGAUUACCCCUCCACCCGUUCUCCCACAUCCCAGAACCCCUCCGUCACAUCAUGCCUCUCGUCAACACCACCGAAGUUGUGGAGGACAGUCGCGUCUUUGGCUACGACCCGUUGUUGUCCCCUCAGUUCCUGCAAACUGAAAUUCCGGCUACCCCCGAGGUCCUCGAGGCCGUCAAGGCCGGUCGCAACCAGGCCGUGGAGAUCAUCGAGCAGCGCGAUGAUCGUCUUCUGGUCGUCGUCGGCCCCUGCUCCAUCCACGACCCGGCUACCGCCCUCGAGUAUGCCUCCCGUCUGAAGGAGCUUUCCCAGAAGCUGUCCUCGGAUCUCUGCAUCAUCAUGCGGGCCUACCUGGAGAAGCCCCGCACCACCGUUGGCUGGAAGGGCUUGAUCAACGACCCCGACAUCGACGAGUCCUACAACAUCAACAAGGGCCUGCGCGUCUCGCGUAAGCUCUACGCCGACCUCACCAGCAUGGGCAUGCCCAUCGCUAGCGAGAUGCUGGACACCAUCUCCCCGCAGUACCUGGCCGAUCUCAUCUCCCUCGGCGCCAUCGGUGCCCGCACGACAGAGUCGCAGCUGCACCGGGAGCUGGCCUCCGGCCUGAGUUUCCCCAUCGGCUACAAGAACGGCACGGACGGCAACAUCACGGUCGCCAUCGACGCCAUCGGCGCCGCUGCUCACCCGCACCGCUUCCUCGGCGUGACCAAGCAGGGCGUGGCCGCCAUCACCAAGACCUCGGGCAACGAGCACGGCUUCGUCAUCCUGCGUGGCGGCGCCAAGGGCACCAACUUUGACCGCGACAGCAUCCGCGCCGCCCGCGAGUCGCUGCGCGCCAAGAAGCAGCGCGAGAUCGUCAUGGUCGACUGCUCGCACGGCAACUCCAGCAAGAACCACCGCAACCAGCCCGUGGUCGCCAAGGAGCUGGCCGACCAGCUCCGCGAGGGUCAGGACGCCAUUGUCGGUGUCAUGAUCGAGUCCAACAUCCACGAGGGCAACCAGAAGGUCCCCGCCGAGGGUCCCUCGGGCCUGAAGAAGGGUGUCAGCAUCACCGAUGCCUGCAUCGACUGGGAGACGACGGUCCAGGUCCUGGAAGAUCUGGCCGAUGGUAUCCGCGGGCGGAGAGCCGCCAAAGCGUCUGCUUAAACUGAAUAAAUAAAAUUAGGAAAAAGGUCGAGGCAAAAUCAAAAGGCAUGAAAUGAAUGAAAUCCAACGCAAAUCUAA